AUGGAUCCUCAAGAAUAUGAAAUCGAAGAAGACAUUGAAGUGGAGGAAGGUGGUGAAGAACACUUACCCCGCCCUAUUUAAUAAUGAACACAAUCAUCAUUUUUUUCUCGAAUUUUGAUGUUAUUUUUUCUUUACUUAAAAUAGUGUAAGAAUUUUAUAAUAUUUUUUUGAAAUUCGGAAAAAAAAAUAGUAAAUUUUCACACAAAAUUAUAUAAUUUAUACUUAAAAAUGCUUAUUAAGAUUUUUUAAUGCUUUUAUAUAAAAUAUUUGAUGUCUUUCUUUGAUUUUUUUUUAUUUUCUUUGCUUAUGAUCUUUUAUAUCCUCUAACAAAAAAUUAAUUUUAAAAAAUAUAUUCACUAACUCCCCCCCCCCCCCCUCCGUGAGCGAACAAAACCAUUAGAAAAAUCACCAUUUUUUGACCAAAAACCCACCCUCCGUGAGCGAGCAAAAAUUUUUUUAAUAGAAAAAAUUUUAAUGGAAAAAAAUUUUGAUAUAUAAGUGAUAAUUAGUAUAAUGAAAUCUAGAGCUAAUUCUGUUUAAUUUUAAACAAAUUGCGUUUUAAAACAUAAAUUUUGCAAAUUAAAUUAAUAUUUGCUUCCCAAUUUUUGCAAAUUAGGAUUUUUUUAAAUUUCGAAAAAAAUAUUUUUUAUAAAAUUUAUAUAUAAAUUUUUUUUAAAAAAAAAAAAUUAACCCCCCUCCGUGAGUGAACAAAAUUUUUUUUGUUCGCUCACGGAGGGGGGGGGGGAGUAAAUAAAAAUGAACAAAACGGAUAGUUAAUUUUAUGGAGUGGGAGCUAGAAAAUGACUCUUUUAAUGGGAUGUCUGAAGAUGAAUUCGAAAUUUCUGCUUCAGGAACUUGCAUGGAAGACGACUUAUUUGAUUUGACAAUUGGGAAGCUAGAAGACAUCGUGGUUUCAGAUGAGUUCACCUCCAUUCAGCAAGGUUUCAUGAAGAAGUACAGCUCAGAAUUUACAGACGAGGAAGAGAACAAGUUGAUCUAUAUGGAUAUUUUCCAAGAAUAUCUCAGGACGAUUGAAAAAUACAUUGAAACACAUCUGGAUGUGGAUAUGAACCAUUUUGGAAGGAUGCUGAGGAACAGACAGGAAGAAAUUGAUGGCCCACUGUUUGAAAUGCUCCUGAGCUUCACUGAUUUCACGGUCUUCAAGGAGCUCAUGCUAACUCUUUCGCCAUUAAGAGCGGGCUUUAAUCAUUGGAAAAAUCCCUUUUGGGAAAAUUAGCUCUCUUUAAGAGCUAGAAAAAAAUUACAAUAAAAUUUUUUGUAUAAAUUAUUUUUUAAAUAUAAUUAAGUAAAUCAUUAUAAACAGAUCUCUAGUUAAUUCUAUUAAAUUUUAGUCCAUAAAUUUAAGUUAAGUCAGAUUUUUCAAAUAUUGCAAUUUAGAUUUCAAAAAGUUUUUUAUGCACAAUUUUAAUAUAAAAAUAAAAAAAAAUUUAAUCUUCAAUUAAGAGAGAAAAAAUACCUUUCUUAAAGGGAGAAAUAAGCAAUAAAGAUAGCGGGUCGCUCCAAGUCAGUGGUCAGAGGUAUGCAAUUCAUUCAGAUGAGAUGACUGAAGGAGAAAUUCGCAUGGACUUAGAUGGUUUGUGUAUCAGCAAAAUCCGCUAA
Messenger RNA from Blepharisma stoltei, 1620 nucleotides. The record is from the annotation of a GenBank genome assembly. Lineage: Eukaryota; Ciliophora; Heterotrichea; Heterotrichida; Blepharismidae.